AUGACAACCGAGACGCAAGAACAACGCGAGCGGAAGCGCGACAUCGCCGCGCGCUGGUUCCAAACUGGCCUCACCGAGGGCGAAAGGCGCCUGAAAACCGCAGCAGGCCUCGGCUCAACGCCCAACAUCGUCCCCGUCACCGCGCCGGUCCUCGACGCGCACCCCCGCCCCGUAUUCGUUGGCUGGCAUCCAGUCGGCGGCUUCGCUGGCAAAUGGUUCGCAGAGCAGACGGGACUCGGUAAACUCAUCACCGAAAAAACCAACAGCUAUCCGGACCCAACGCAGCACUGGGGCGUGCUAGUCGGGGAAUACGUACAUCAGCUAUGGAUGGACGAGAAUUUUGACGUCAUCUAUACGAAUGCGCGUGUGGAUCCGGACGAGUGGCAACUGUUCCCGGUUGGAGAUACGCGGUUCAACGACGACGCGAUCCGGCGAGCAGGCCAGGCCCUCAUUGCUCAUAUUCGUGAGAAGCAGCCAGCGUACAACCUCAUUACGAACAAUUGCCAGACAUACGCCCUCCGCCUCCUCGACGCCAUCAGCGUGGGGGCGUCUCACUUCCCGACGACACUGAGCGUUUACCAGACCCUUAUAGGACCGGGUAAGGUUGCGGACCUGUUCAAGCCUCUCGCGGAUGGGGAGGGCGCUGUGGAAGGUGAUUGCGUAAGCACCGCCACGGCGUGUAUGCAACAACACACGAACCAGGUCGACACGCACGGACCUGCGUAUGACCCAAUGAAUCCACCUCCAACAGACGGUGCGCCGCCCGCCCAGCCACAAGAUGCGACCCGGGGACAAGCAUCAGAGAUGGCUGAGAAGAAGAAGAAGGGAAUGUGGGCGCGCGUGUUCCGCAAGAACAAGUGA
Messenger RNA from Cutaneotrichosporon cavernicola, 861 nucleotides. RefSeq lists its product as uncharacterized. Bases 1 to 861 code for a protein of 286 amino acids. The record is from RefSeq and is a predicted model, not a curated record. NCBI's taxonomy places the organism in Eukaryota, Fungi, Basidiomycota, Tremellomycetes, Trichosporonales, Trichosporonaceae. The transcript has 4 exons.